AUGGUUUUAGUUGUGUUGGAAGGACGGAUGUAUGUUCGGUCAAUGUUGUCAACUGAUAGUAUUCAUCUUAUGUGUACAAUCAUAUACCUUGAGAUACUAAUAUAUGUGUUGGUCCAAAUGAUGGGUCAUGAAGCAUUAGCGUGUGGUGAAGUUGGGGAUUUAAGCGUAACAAUCCUACCGUAUUUAAUAGUGGCACGUGUGAUCGUGAAUGAGUACGUAUGCAAAACUGGUCAUGGCAUGGCAAUUGGCAUGCAUGUAUACAUGUUGAAAAAUGGUCAUGUUCAUGGCAUGGCAUGGAAUGGCAUGAAUAAAUAUACAAAAAUGGCAAACAUUGAGGCAUCAAAAAUGCCUAAACCUGCUCAAGCCAUUAAACUUGCAAAUUCAUCAUCCUCAGCUGAAUCAAUUGGUUACAAUUCAUACUUACUAAACUUAAUACUUCUUCACUUGCCUGCAGAAUCAUUAGCAAGGCUCAAGUUUGUAUCAAAGCUAUGGCAUUCAGAAAUCUCGAGCCCCCAUUUUGUAAAACGAUACAAUAAUGUUCACCCUCCUUCGGUUUCUGGUCUUCUCUUGAUCCCGAAACAUCAAAACGACAAUAAAAACAGUCUAGUAGAACACAUCUCCUUAGGCCAAAAUCAGUCAUAUAUCCACCCUCUUAAUUUCAGAAACAUCAAACUGUUACAUUCUUGUAAUGGAUUGUUUUUAUGUUUUCAUAGGAAAGAUCAUUCCUAUUAUGUGUUUAAUCUCACAACGCGACAGAAAAAACGGAUUCCUGGGUGUCCUGAUGUAAUAUCGACAAAUCUGUCGUAUUAUAGUCUCGCAUUUGAUCCAAAAAUUUCGCCACAUUACAGGAUUAUCUGUGUAGCAGAAACAGAAUAUUACAACAGAUACAAAAUCUAUGUUUAUUCAUCAGAAUCAGGUCAUUGGACACCCUCCAAAGAGACCGCAUUUCCUGCUCCGGCUGAUAUAGAUUUCUCGAGUGCAAUCUAUUGUAAUGGGUCGGUCCAUUGGGCAAAACGGGUAAAGAGAGGAUUGUACUAUAACAUUAUGAAAGACACGCUACAUCAUAUGCCAGAAAGUCCUAGGGAAGAACAGUAUAGUUGUGAGUAUAUCGGGCACUCUGGAGGGCGCUUGCAUAGUGUGUUUACGAUGGAAGGAUUGCAUUAUUACGAGGUUUUCGAGAUGGAAAAAGAUUAUUCGACAUGGAAUUUGACAUGUAGAGUGAACCUUAAUGUAUUGGCAGUUGAAUUUCCGAAAAUGAUGAUGGAUAUUAGGUUUGAUGAUCCGCGGUUUAUGUAUCAGUGUCAGGUGCUAUCGAUUUUGAAGGAUCAAGAUGGGGAUAUUGAGAGGAUUAUAAUGUCUAUUCCUGGUGAAGUUAUAGUGUAUGAUUUUAAGAAAAAGAGUUCAUGGAAAAUAUGCAAAACAAGUGAAAAAGAUAAGGUAUUAUGGUAUGGUAUUUAUCAUGUAUUUGAAUAUUUUGAGAGUAUUUCCCCUGUUUGCACUAAAAAUAUGUAGUGCAAGAACUUUACUUGACUCUAAACAUUCAUAUAUGGAAUUUAGAUAGUGUGAAAUAAAAUUUGAUGAAGAAAAUUUCCAUAUUUGAGUGCUUCAUUUACAAACUAAAUCAAUGUUCAAGUGAAAUAAAUUUUGGAGAUACCAAACAUGUACUACACUUUGCAAUUGUACAAUAAUUACGAUCUUAAAAUUUAGGUUAUUUGC
Molecule: messenger RNA, 1716 nt
Organism: Amaranthus tricolor (Joseph's coat)
Lineage: Eukaryota; Viridiplantae; Streptophyta; Magnoliopsida; Caryophyllales; Amaranthaceae
Product: F-box protein At5g07610-like
Exons: 4
Coding region: 1-1512 (503 amino acids)
Molecular function (GO): protein binding
Source: RefSeq, a predicted model, not a curated record